AUGGAUUAUAUAGACUCGUCCCAAGAACAUGUCGACCCCAUCAACCUAGAAAAGGCGCCCACGCAUGGCAAUGAUGAGGCUUUAACGCGGCUCGAGACUUCGCAGUCGCAGAUAUCGCCACCAGACUCGCUAUUACGGGAGGUCAUUUUUGUAGCUGUGGUUUGCAUGGCGCAAUUUAUGACCCAGGCCGGUCUCUGCAUCUCUAUUGCUCCAGUUCAUAUCAUCGGCCGUAGCUUUGGCACCACUAAUCCCGCAAAUCUGAGCUGGUUUGCGGCUGCCUAUAGUUUGAGUGUCGGUACAUUUAUUUUGGUUGCAGGCCGACUGGGGGAUUUGUAUGGCCAUCGUCGAAUGUUUGUGAUCGGCUUCUGUUGGUUUGGCCUGUGGUCCUUGCUGGCUGGCUUUAGCGUCUGGUCCACCCAAAUCUUCUUUGACUGUUGUCGUGCUCUCCAGGGAAUUGGACCAGCUAUACUGCUUCCUAACGCUAUUGCAAUUCUUGGACGUACAUAUCCCCCCGGCCCGCGGAAGGAAAUGAUCUUCAGUCUGUUCGGUGCUACCGCUCCUGGAGGAUUCAUUGUGGGAGGUGUCUUCUCAUCCAUCUUUGCUCAGCUUGUAUGGUGGCCCUGGGCAUAUUGGGUGAUGGGACUCGUAUGUGCCAUGCUAGCUUUGAUCGGAAGACUAGUAAUCCCCCACAAUCCGCGACCAAAGUUUAGCGACGAUCUUCGUUUCUGGCAGCGUCUUGAUCUCCUCGGAGCCACUGCAGGUAUUUCGGGCUUGGUGCUGAUCAAUUUUUCCUGGAACCAGGCUGCGUUUGUGGGUUGGAAAACCCCUUACACCUAUGUGCUUCUCAUUGUUGGAUUUUUGUGUCUCGGCGCCUUUGCAUUGAUUGAACGCAAAUCACUAUGCCCGUUGCUCCCACGGGCUGUUUUUACAGGCGAUCUAGCCUGGGUUCUUGGAUGCAUCGCAGCUGGUUGGUCAAGUUUUGGUAUCAUCAUAUAUUACUUCUAUCAAUUUAUGGAAGUAGUCAAAGGGGACUCUCCGCUCUUGGCCACAGCCAAAUGGUCUGCUGCAGCAAUUUCCGGUGCCAUUGCGGCACUUAUCACUGGAUUCCUGCUUGGUCGCCUUCCGCCCAGCGUGAUCAUGUUUUGCGCAAUGGCAUUUUUCACGGCUGGUCUCUCAAUAUUUGCCACCGUGCCUGUCGACCAAACCUACUGGGCACAAGCAUUCGUGGUGAGCAUCACCACCUCGUGGGGAAUGGAUAUGUCGUUCCCCUCUGGAACGCUAAUUCUGAGUAAUUCCAUGCAUCGCCACCAUCAAGGGCUCGCUGCAUCCCUCGUGGCUACCACGGUCAACUACUCCAUCUCCUUGGGCCUUGGAUUUGCGGGCACAGUUGAAACCAAUAUCAAUGACACAGGACACAUAAUCAUUCGUGGCUACCGUGGUGCGCUGUAUUUGGGAAUUGGACUGGCGGGACUGGGCCUUGUGGUGUCAAUAUGUUUCAUGUUUACGAGUUGGCGACGGUAUCGCAAAGACCAAAAGGGCUGA
Penicillium canescens is the source of this 1542-nucleotide messenger RNA. Its product is annotated as MFS transporter. NCBI's taxonomy places the organism in Eukaryota, Fungi, Ascomycota, Eurotiomycetes, Eurotiales, Aspergillaceae. The transcript has 2 exons. Bases 1 to 1542 code for a protein of 513 amino acids. The record is from RefSeq and is a predicted model, not a curated record. Gene Ontology annotation, cellular component: membrane. Gene Ontology annotation, biological process: transmembrane transport. Gene Ontology annotation, molecular function: transmembrane transporter activity.